Messenger RNA from Fulmarus glacialis (Northern fulmar), 1187 nucleotides. RefSeq names its product isoleucine--tRNA ligase, cytoplasmic-like. Lineage: Eukaryota; Metazoa; Chordata; Aves; Procellariiformes; Procellariidae. The record is from RefSeq and is a predicted model, not a curated record. The transcript has 6 exons. The annotation marks the transcript as partial.
CGAAAUCUGGUUCCUACAGAUGAGAUUACAGUGUACUACAGAUCACAUCCAGAAGGUGACUACCUGGAUACUGUUAUUAAGGAACAUACGGAUUUCAUUCUUGCAACAAUAAAGGCUGCCCUGAAGCCUUACCCGGUGCCUACCUCAAAAGAAGUUCUCAUCCAGGAAACAACCCAACUGAAGGGAUCAGAGCUAGAAAUUACACUCGUCAGAGGUGGUUUGUGUCAGUGUGUUGGUCCAGCCUGUGCCUACGUCAACCUCAAAGUUUGUGUUAAUGGGACAGAGCAAGAUGGUGUGUUGCUGCUGGAAAAUCCAAAAGGAGAUAAUACCUUGAACUUCACUGGACUUGUAGGUGCUGUCUCCUGCAUUUUUGGUGUUAAAAAUUCAAACCUGACGGUUUUUAAUGGAAAAACAGAACUGAUAAACAAAACUGACUUGCUUAGUCUCAGCGGAAAGACUCUGCAUGUGACAACAGGGUCAGCACCUGCUCUGAUCAACUCUCCUGAUGCUCUGCUCUGCCAGUAUAUCAACUUGCAGUUAAUGAAUGCAAAACCACAAGAAUGUCAGAGAGGAACAGUGGGAACUCUUCUAAUGGAAAACCCUGUUGGUCAGAAUGGAUUAACGUACCGAGGUCUUCUACAUGAAACAGCAAAAGUUUUUGGGCUCAGAAGCAGGAGGCUAAAAUUGUUCCUGGAUGAAGCGCAAACUCAGGAGAUCACAAAGGACAUCUCCAUGAAGAACUUGAACAUGAAGACUGUGUAUGUUCAUGUUAUACCCACCACAGCUGAAUGUUGAGAAUUCCAUUUUUAUGAAUAAGACCACGUAGACUUUUUUCCACAAAAAUGAAGUCAAAUUAAAUUGGUAUGCUUUGGUAUGCUUUUAGAUAAACAUCCAAGUUGUGUAUGGUACUUUUUAACAUCUCAGAUUGCACACAGGAUGUUUUCUACCAGUGCAUGUCUAAUAUGCUGCUCUUCGGUUUGAAAUACAAUGUAUUUUCAUUAUGUUAUCUUAUGAUACUGUAAAAGCUGUUCGGAAAAAUGUCAGAACUCCUUAACCUUAGAUAUCUAUGCAGUAAUUUGCCUGAAAGAAAUGGGACUAGUACCUCAGUGAUGCUGUUCUCUGCCUGCCCUUUAUGCACGGGCAUCUUUUAUUUUCUAAACCGUGGGUUACCUACAAGGCUCUAUGAU